Hirundo rustica (Barn swallow) is the source of this 2639-nucleotide messenger RNA. RefSeq names its product YY1 transcription factor (gene YY1). Gene Ontology annotation, cellular component: transcription regulator complex; PcG protein complex. Lineage: Eukaryota; Metazoa; Chordata; Aves; Passeriformes; Hirundinidae. The transcript is spliced from 5 exons. The record is from RefSeq and is a predicted model, not a curated record. Gene Ontology annotation, molecular function: DNA-binding transcription factor activity, RNA polymerase II-specific; RNA polymerase II cis-regulatory region sequence-specific DNA binding. Gene Ontology annotation, biological process: regulation of transcription by RNA polymerase II. The coding region runs from base 273 to 1535 and encodes 420 amino acids.
CCGACGGCAGCGGCCUCCGGGGCUGGGGUCCGUCUCGGCGGCAGCGGCGGAAGUCUCGCGAGGGAGCGCGGCCGGGAUUUGGCGGUGCUGCCUCCCUCCCUCCUCCCUCCCUGCCUGUCGCUGGCUGCGAGGCGCUGGUGUUUGUGUGGAAGGGGGAGGAGGAGGAGAAGGAGGGCAGGCGAAAGGAGCCCGAGCCCCACCAUCCGCCGAGGGGAGCGGACCGGAGCCCCCUCGCCGCCCGCGGAGCUCUCUCUCCCCUCCCUCGCCCCGCCAUGGCCUCGGGAGACACCCUGUACAUCGCCACGGACGGCUCGGAGAUGCCGGCCGAGAUCGUGGAGCUGCACGAGAUCGAGGUGGAGACCAUCCCGGUGGAAACGAUCGAGACCACCGUAGUGGGCGGCGAGGAGGACGAGGAGGAGGAAGAGGAGGACGAGUGCUGCGAGGAGUGCGGCCCGCACCACCCGCCCCAUCACUACCACCACCACCAGCCCAUGAUCGCGCUGCAGCCGCUGGUGUCGGACGGGGACCCCAGCGGGGCGGGCGGCGGCGCGGCCGGCGGCGGCGGGGGGCAGCUCCACCUGCACCACCACCACCAGGAGGUGAUCCUGGUGCAGACCCGCGAGGAGGUGGUGGGGGGAGACGACUCGGACGGACUGCGGGCCGACGACGGGUUCGAGGACCAGAUCCUCAUCCCGGUGCCGGCCCCCGCCGGGGAGGACGAGUACAUAGAGCAGACCCUGGUCACUGUGGCCGCCGCCGGCAGCAAGAGCGGAGGCGGCGGCUCCUCCUCGGCCGGUGGAGGAGGCCGCGUUAAGAAGGGCGGCAGCGGCAAGAAGAGCAGCAAGAAGAGUUACCUGAGCGGGGGAGGCGGCGGCGGGGCCGAGGGCGGCGGCGGCAGGAAAUGGGAGCAGAAGCAGGUGCAGAUCAAGACCCUGGAAGGGGAGUUCUCGGUCACCAUGUGGGCCUCGGAUGAUAAAAAGGAUAUUGACCAUGAAACGGUGGUGGAAGAGCAGAUCAUUGGAGAGAAUUCUCCUCCAGAUUACUCAGAGUACAUGACAGGGAAGAAACUUCCUCCUGGUGGAAUACCUGGCAUUGACCUCUCAGACCCCAAGCAACUGGCUGAAUUUGCUAGAAUGAAACCAAGAAAAAUUAAAGAAGAUGAUGCUCCACGAACGAUAGCUUGUCCUCACAAAGGCUGCACAAAGAUGUUCAGGGACAACUCUGCCAUGAGGAAGCAUCUGCACACUCACGGCCCUCGAGUACACGUGUGUGCAGAAUGUGGCAAGGCCUUUGUGGAGAGCUCGAAACUAAAGCGGCAUCAGCUAGUUCACACCGGAGAGAAACCCUUUCAGUGUACGUUUGAAGGAUGUGGAAAACGUUUUUCACUGGACUUCAAUUUACGCACACACGUGCGAAUUCACACUGGCGACAGGCCCUACGUUUGCCCGUUUGACGGCUGCAAUAAGAAGUUUGCGCAAUCAACCAACCUGAAAUCUCACAUCUUAACACAUGCUAAGGCCAAAAACAACCAGUGAAGGUUGAGGAGAACAUUCUUGAACUCAAAGCAUCUUACAGGAAAAUCAAUUGGAAAGAAAUACGCUUCCCCAUUUGUAUAUUGUUUCUAGGAAAGAAUUUUAAAAAAAGAACCCUACAAACCUAAAGGACGUGUUUUGAUAAGUAGUAAAUAAAAAGCAAAAAAAAAAAAAAAAAAAAAACACGCAGAAAACUUUAAGGUGACAUUGCUAAGAUGUUCCACCUUGGUCUGUAACCCCGUUUCAAGAACACGGUGUUUUGUAAAGUGUGGCCCCAACCGGACGGGUCAGCUCAUGAACUUGCAUCAGAAAAGACAAUUCUUUAUACAACAGUGCUAAAAUUGGACUUCUUUUCACGUUCUUAUAAAUAUGAAGCUCACCUGUUGCUUACAAUUUUUUUUAAUUUUGUAUUUUCCAAGUGUGCAUAUUGUACACUUUUUGGGGAUAUGCGUAGUAAUGCUAUGUGUGAUUUUCUGGAGGUUGAUAACUUGCUUGCGGUAGAUUUUCUUUAAAAGAAUGGGCAGUUACAUGCAUACUUCAAAAGUAUUUUCCUGUAAAGAAAAAAAAAAAGUUAUAUAGGUUUUGUUUGCUAUCUUAAUUUUGGUUGUAUUCUUUGAUGUUAACACAUUUUGUAUAAUUGUAUCGUAUAGCUGUAAUGAAAUCAUGUAGUAUCAAAUAUUAGAUGUGAUUUAAUAGUGUUAAUCAAUUUAAACCCAUUUUAGUCACUUUUUUUGGAGAAAUACUGCCAGAUGCCGAUGUUCAGUGUAAUUUCUUUGCCUGUUCAGUUACGGAAAGUGGUGCUCAGUUGUAGAAUGUAUUGUACAGGCACUGACCGUUUAUUAACACCUGAUAAUAUGUAUAUCCCCCAUGUAAUAGAAAGGACAACAAUAAAACAGUGGUCCUAAAGAAAGAAUCUGGCAGAAAAUUAUCUGUAAGCGCAGUCAAUUUUCUUUUGUUGUCCAGAGCAGUUCUAGUUCCUCUUGACCUCCCAGAAAUUGGAAGCUAAAUAAACUCAAGUUUCCUUUAUGUUGCAUUCAGUUACAGUGAUUUGUGAUGCAGUUAAGUGAAUGCCACAUCAGGUGGUAUUUCUAAACAGAAUUGCUGACU